Paramuricea clavata is the source of this 14678-nucleotide messenger RNA. The record is from the annotation of a GenBank genome assembly. NCBI's taxonomy places the organism in Eukaryota, Metazoa, Cnidaria, Anthozoa, Malacalcyonacea, Plexauridae.
GUGGAUAAUAUUUUCAGGGUAUGCCAGAAUCCUGGACACACCUGUUACAAACUUCAAACAUUUCCAAGAAGGAACAGCAACAGAAUCCCCAGGUGCGUACUGUACAAAUUGGUUAAGACAAAAAGUGACGUUUCUUGUAAUAUAUAAACAACGAGAGCGAGUGUUUCACUGGGAUAUCCAAACAUGAGAAAACAAUGUAUGAAAACAUUUUCGUACAUUGUUUUUGAGUGUUUGGAUAUCCCGGUGAGACACGAGCUCGAGUUGUUUAUAUGGCUUCUCAAAUGAAUCGAGACGUAACAGAAUGUUUUCGUUUGCUGAUUUGAAUAGAAUUCUUAACCAAGCAUAACAUAAUUAGGAAUCUUAUUCAAGUAAUUUUGCAUGCAUAAUUAAGAUAUUUGAUGAAAAUACUAGUGACUUUCAUUAGAGGUGACCGAUGUUUAAAAAAAGCCGAUUACCGAUACCGAUUGUUUACAGCCGAUAUUUACCCACCAUCGGCCGAUUAAUCGGCAAAACCGAUGGUCAGCUUAUUUUUUUUACUAAUGUAUCCUCUCGUCAAAAGACUCAAAACAUGCAGAAACAGGAAGCAACAUUUUUAACACUGAUUCUGAAAUCCACAGCGUGCUACUCAUUGGUCAACGGAAGUUACGGAACACGAUAAUUUUAUUAAUAAAUCUUGCAGAAAUGCCAGAAAAGUGAGAAAACAACUAUGAAAAAAAUGCGGAAAUCGGUAAACAUAGUGUUUACACUUUCGUUUCGAUAAUUGUUUCCACACCAAAUAUUUGAAUUUCAUUUUUUUAUUACACCGCUGACCAUACAAAUGCCAAUGUUUUGCCGAUGAUCGGCUCACCUCUAACUUUCAUCAAGUUUCACCGGGUUAUCCAAAUCUUGUGAUCAAAUAGAUGAUUGUCAUUGGCUGAAUUGCUUCAUGAAUUAUUAAUGAUUUGAGAAAUAUAAGCUAAAAACAGUUGGAUAUAAUGGAGAUAAUUACAGUACAAUAAUCAAAACAUGCCAUUCAGAGCCAUUGGAAACAAAUUGUUAUUAGUGGAAGGGGCUCAACUAAGGGGAUCUGGGAGAAAAAUUGCCGAAGCCUUGGAAGAGCAUUUUCUGUGUUUCCUUAGAGGAUUUUUAUCAAAGUUGUGAAUUUAUUGCAUUUAAAAGUUCAAGAUUUUAUAAUGCACUUUAAGGCCCAUUUACACAAUAUGACUAGUUGUAUACGAUUGUCAUUCUGGAGUAUGAAAACGACUGCUGUUGCCAGUAUUUCUGUUCAUCAGUUUAUGGCAAAAUUUGAAUUAUGACAUUUUUACAUACAUUUAUUCGAGAAAAUAUGCCAGGAUAUGAAUUGUAUAUAACCAGUCAUAUCGUGUAGAUGGGCCUUUAUAACUUUUUACAACUUCAUCCAACCCCAGCCCCCUGCUUCGAAUGGUCCUGUACCACCGUUUUUAAUAUAAAAUAUCGCUGUAAUGUUCAUUUAUAAAAUAAUAUGGACAAUUGGACAGCUCAUGCAAACAUGUAUAAAGAAAGGCCAAACAAGUGCAAAGUAUAUUGUGGUAAAAACAUGGAAGGACAUUUACAGUUCACAGUUGCUUGCAAAUUAUGGUAGUAAUAUCAAGAGUAUACUACUUAUAUAUACUGUGCUUAUUUUGCAUCAUUGCAUACUGUAUAUUAUUGUAUAUUGCUCUCUAAUAUUCUGUCAAAAAGCUUUUAUGACAAGUACAUACUACAUGCAGUGAGCUGCUACUGUAUCUGGUUUUUUCUUGCAGAAUUUUGGUGAUAAAUAAAGUUGUUUUUUUUUCUGUAGGCAAUUUUAGAUGUUUUAAAUUUUUAUGAUAGCACCAACAAAGAAACAGACCCACCUGCAAAGUUUAUGCAAGUUUCCAAACCGUAUAGUAAGUUAAUAAAAUUUCUUAAAAAUAGGUACAGUAUAAUUUAUCAGUAGUUUACUGGAAAAAUCAAACAUUAGCUCCCUUGUUCUUUAUAUUUCUAUAUACCUUAUCUCCCAGAUCAUAGGAAUUGGAAGCCAGCAUUUCAAUUAUUAUCAUCAGAUUGCAGUCUUGGGGACGGAGAAGUAACAAUGAAUAAUAUGACUAACAUGCAUCUAGAAUUACUAGCAUUAAAAGGAUAUUUUCAAUUAUUUUCCAGUCUAUUUUAAAAUUCCUUUAAAAGUUCAUACAUGUAAUCGUACAGUAUAUGACCAUAAAAUUUAGCAGUUAAAUGAAGCAGUUAAAAAUUGAAAACAAAUAAUGUUGUAAACGUAAGUACAAGUAGAAUAUUACCAACAUCUAGAGUGAACAUCUAAAAGUGUUCUUUGGUGUUGUUGUUGUUGCUGUUUUAUUUUUACAAACAGCUCUGUAUACAUAACAAAAUCAUAUUACCUCGCCAAUCUCUUAAAAAGGAAUUAAAUAUGAUAUUAUUUAAACCUACAUGUUUUUUUAGACACCUCUUCAUAUUCCUCGUCGUCAUCAUCAUCUUCGACCUCAUCCUCGAGUACUGAUCAUAUUUCACCAGUCCAUGAUAAUGCUGCUAAACCUAAGUCCACUCGAAUUACUAAAUCACACUCAUUCAAGUCAAGACUUAAACUAAUUAAAACUGAAAGUAAAACUCAAAAAUUAAACGGACUUGAUAAAGCACUAAAUGGUAAUCAUCCACUAACUCCGAGUAAAUCACUACCUGAUGUUGUGCGAAAUAAUACUAGGAAAUGUAAAACUCCAACGCCAGGUAAACAGAUGACACAUCCAUAUUCUCGGCCUCGUACUGGCUCUCUUGAUGCUGGCAUGAGUGCUGUGAAAGGUAAAGUGCAAUAAUAAAAGUUUAAUAUAAAGAUUAAAAUAUGAACAUAACAUGUUUUGAGCAGUACAGCUGUAAAUCUUUUUAGAACUUCAAUGUGUCUUUAUUAUAAAGUUUUACAAUCUUUUUUAAUUAAUUUAAACAAAUAAAAGUUUAUAUACAUGAUGUAACAUGAAUAUAAGGUAUAAAGAGUUGAUUGCACUUUUGACGUACGUCUGUAUUCUGAUUACAAUGGCGUCGUUCAUUUUAAGAUUCAUUAAAGAGUUCAUGACAUGUAAUCAUACAUUUUUAGUCGGCCAUUAAAACAAAUAAUGUUGUAAACGUAUAUGCACAAUUAAAUGCGUAUCAUUAAAUGACUUCACAUACCUUUUUUCCCAAUAUGUUUAUAUAUACAGGGUAUGCCUUAUUAACCAACGUAAACGGGGGCGUAAACACAAUUGGCCUUUCUCACGCCGCCAUUUUUCGGUGGCUUUUCAGCCGAAGUCUGUGAGAUAAGUCCACAUAACAGCGACUUUUUAUAAUUUUUUGGACGAAUGAUGGUAAAUUUGCUUUGUAAAUGGUUAGUUUAUUUUGAAAAAUUGCUUUUCACAUUGUUUUAAUUGUCUGCAUCGGUUAACGAGAAAUAGAUGCCACCCAAAAAUGGCGGAUAUUCGUCAUCGUGAUCGGGAAAGGCUAAUUUUGAAUCGAAUUUUAUGCUUGUACUUUGAUUAAAAUGUACUUUGAGCGUAUAAUUUAACACAAUAAAAACUCUGCUCUAUGGUCUGCAGUUGAACCAUUUUUGCUCGAGCUGACGGUGUGACUGAUUAGUAAUUUGACCAUUUUUUUGCAGUCACUCUCCUUUUAUAAUAUUAGAAGCUAUUUUAAAUUCUCAGGAGUAGAAAAUCUUGUACGUAACAAGAAUAGAGUUAUUUAUUUAAGUCUCGUUUUUCAAUACACCCUGUAUUUGACGCUUCCGUGGGUCCAACAUAAUGCUCAGGCAUUCAAAUUAUUACAAUAAGAAAGUUUCAAAAGGUAUACUUUUUUUCGGGACACCCUGUAGUGUAUGCAUGUUAAUGUGUUACUAUACGAAGUAUAUUUAUUUGUGGUGUUAACAUCUUCAUGUGUAGAUCAACCGUACCCUGCCGGAUCAACAAACAAUUAUGCUCCAGGGAGUGUAUCACCAAAUGCAAAAGAUGUAAGUACCGAAUGCCAUUCGUCAAUAGCUUUCAUUCGCCCAUAUAUAUACGUCUCACAAAGCUACAUGCAGUCAUAGCCAAACACACGGCAUCUGAAGGGCUAUUCACGAGUUUGCUAAGUUUGUCAGGUCAAUACAGUGAUAUAGGCGAAUACACGAGCUAUUGAAGAAUAGCAUUUAGAAAAGGUUAAAAAGCGUUCAAACACAUUUCUGUCAGCUGGGACCGGUUGUAUAAAAAAGUGAUUAAAGUUAACUAUGGUUAAGUGCAAACGUCAUCCAAUAAGAAGCGCCUAUUUGAGAGUUAAUCACUAUUUAACUACAAAAUAGUGAUUAAAAAAGUGAUUAAGAGUUUUAUACAACCGGCCCCAGCACGUUAAGUCUUGCGACAACACAAAAGAACCGUUUUAUGGGUAUUAAAAAUUAAAAGUUUCUUGAUGUUUCCAUGAUAGGAUGGUAAAAGUGGAAGAAACGAUAACCAUGUAUCACCUCCAACCAGUGAACCAGAGAAACCACCAACUGUGCCAUCUCGUCCUGAAAUUACCAAAUCAAAGGUACUGUACCUGAAGGUGUUAUUGGCCAACCUCGCAAGGCAAGCCAGGCUCUCUACUUCCGCUUCCCUCCCAAACACGCUCCAGCAGAGACGCUGGUCACGUGACAUCUUAACUCGCUUUGUCCCGUGGGAGGGUGGGCUGAAGUAUCUCUGCAGGGCUCGAAAUAACGUUCGCAAUGUUCCCGAUCAUGGUGAUCGGCAAUGAGGACUUUUUGCCGAUCAAAUAAAAAUCUGGCCGAUCAGGAGCAUUUACCCUCAUUUCCUUCAAAAAAUUCUAAAUAUGCCAGUGGGCAUUGAAUACGCAUUUGAAGUUUAACUUUAUUUCAAAUUGAAGUUUAAAUCUAUGACAUUUGUGGACUUAUACACUGCUAAUAGUGUAACUAUAUUUAACUAGUGCUUAAUAAACUUUAUUUUAUUAUAACACUUUUCAAGUUUUAAUUAUACCACUGCAUUUUUUCACACAAAAGCAAGAAACACAGCAGCAUUAACAAUUAAGAACUAAAACUUAUUAUUUUAUAUUAAAAGAGAAAAUCCUACUCAAAAAAUCCUAUCAAUUUGAAAUUAUUAUACAAAGAUACGUUCGUCGUCAGCGGUUCGGAUUGCAGACUGUACUGUUGAAAAGACGACAACAUUUCGUGUAAAUUUGUUUUAAUAAGAGUAAAUUAAUUACUUUAGAGCGAGAAUAGUAUUGCUGCCUUUCCUGUCGUAUGACUCGUAUCAACUAUACAAGAGCUUUUCGCGUGUUUUUAAAUGUGUUUUAUGUUUACUUUUAUUUGUCUUUUACCGUGUACAGGUAAGCAUGUCUUUCAGACAAUGCUCAAAUAUAUUUCUUGCCGAUCAAGGUGAACGGCAACGUUGAUUCUUCACCGAUCAAAAACAAUUUCCUGCCGAUCAUUGAUCGUUUAUCGGCCGUUAUUUCGAGCCCUGCUCUGUAUCUGUAAUUGCAAAGAUUGAGUUUCUAGGCGUGUUUAUUUUGAAUAUCAUCGUGCAUUGGAUUGAUCAAAAUGUAUGAUUUACUUCAGUUUAGACUUUUGUAUUGUAAAAUGUAUCUGAUAUAACCGGAAUAUAGUAUUACUAUAUAGCGAUAGAGCGAUAGACGGAUAUAAACAAGCUGCUUUAAUGACUGAUUCCAUUUUAAAACAAAUUCUAAAUUUACCGAUUUUAGUUUUAUCUGUUAUCAAACUAAAAACAGAAUUAAUGCAAUUCUUGGCAUAUAUCUCUACGGCUUGUUAGUACUUUUAGGAUGAAUUUUAACAGUCUUUAAAAUAUAAAUACAAAAUUUACGGUAAUAACAUUAAAUAAUCUUUUGUGUUGUUUUAGUAUAUUCCGAAUGAACCUGUAAAGCCAUCUGGUAAGCCAGAUGAAAAAGAAGGUACGUAAAAUCUCAGUUAUUAAAGUUUCGCUGUUUAUAUAUAUAAAAGUACAUUGUUGUUGUUGUUGUUCUAAUAUGACAUCUAGCUAGAAACAUGGUGUCAGGAUAGUGAGUUUAUCGUUGAGUUUAUAGCCUCAACGAGUUUCGUGAAUCAUUAAUAGGCCUGUAAAUACAUUCUUUAAUGUCUCGGUACAAUAAAAAACAAAAAGAAGCGUGGAUGGUUUAGCACAAGCCAAGAUUCAAACGGAUUGAAAUGGCGACAAGUAAUUUUCCUAUUCCAGCACCGAUGGACAUGAAUGGUGAGAAUUGCGACGCUGUUAUCGAUCAUGAAAAAAAAAGUGAUUUCAAGUUUGUAAACACGUCGAUAUGAGCGAAGCCGAGAGAAAGAAGAUUCAUCUGAUAUUACGAGCAUUGCAAAGGCAGUUCGAGCCGACUCGGAAUGUUAUUUAUGAACGGUUUAAGUUUAAUACAUGCGAACAGAGCCCGGGAGAGACUGUGGCACAAUAUAUAACGAAACUUCGACAACUGGCAUCAAUGUGUGAGUUUGGCGGUCUAGAGAGUGAGCUUAUUCGAGAUCGCCUGGUGUUAGGAACGAUAGACGCUAGUGCCAGAGCAAAAAUGCUCCGAGAACCCAAGUAAAAUCUGAAUAAAGCAAUAGAGAUGUGCAGAAACAGUGAAAUUACCAAGUCACAGCUGCAAAAUUUGGGCAACGAGAGAGAGUCGGUUAAUUAUACUCGCAAGAGCAAGAAAGACAAGCCUAGUUCGAAGCAUGCUGCAUCUGAAGACUGAAAAUGAAGAAUCUGGACAGAAAGCGCCUUUUCAGACCUGUAAAUAUUGUGGAGGAAAACACAAGCUGGGUCGAAACCAGUGCCCAGCAUACGGUGAAAUAUGCAACAGUUGCAAAAAGAUGAACCAUUUUGCCAAAGUUUGUCAGCAACCCAAGAGAUCUAGCAAAGUGAAUAUGAUGUCUGAUGAGCUAUCAUCAGAAUCUGAAGAGUCGGUAUACGGUGUCGAAAACACAGUUGGCACGGUGAAGUCGAGAGGUGAGAAGUGGUUUGCAACAUUAGAUCUGAGUACUAAUGGCCAAGCAUCACGUUCAGUAUCUUGCCGGAUGGAUUGUGGAUUCACAUGUAACCUAAUCAGCUAUACCGAGUAUUGCAAGAUUGCCCAAGACGGAGACCCCCAGCUGCAGAAAUCUAAUGCAAAAUGUCGCUUGUAUGAUGGGUCAGUGAUGAUACCGAUGGGAACUUGCCAACUACAUUGCAACCAAGAAGGAAACAACAAUUUGGUCUGUUUUCAAGUAGUUGAUGUUGAUCAGAAGUCUUUGUUAUCUGCUACAACAUGUGAAAAACGUGGGCUAUUAACUGUAAAUGUAAGCGAGAAGCAUGCGAAACUAAAGAUCAACUUUGCUGAAGUCCCAAAGAGCCCUGUCACCCACGACUACAUAACCGCAAACUAUGGAGAUGUGUUUACCAGAACUAGAACAAAGAAAAGUAAUUGCUAAAUUAACGAAAUCUACUGGAUCAAUGGCAUGGUCGCUGUGUGAAAGCCAACAGGGAAGCUGCGAAUCUGUAUUGACCCAAAAGACCUGAACCAGGCCUUGAAGCGCUCCCAUUAUCCCACCCCUACCAUUGAUGACAUAUUGCCACGUCUGAGGAGUGCCAAAGUGUUGUCAAUUCUGGAUGCGAAAGAUGGCUUUUGGCAAGUAAACCUUCAAGAAGAAAGCAGCUAUUUGACAACGUUUUGGACACUCUUUGGAAGAUAUCGCUGGUUACACAUGCCAUUUGGGAUAUCAACAGCACCGGAAGAGUUCCAAAGGCGACAGCAUGAAAUGUUUGAUGGCCUACGGGGCGUAGAAGUGAUCGCUGAUGACAUCCUUGUCUAUGGGUCGGGAGAUACACAAGAGCAAGCUGAAGUAGACCACGACAAAAAUUUGAUUGGUGUGUUGGAAAGAGCCCAACAAUACAACUUAAAGUUGAACAACAAGAAGCUGAAACUGCGUGUAACAGAAGUGCCUUAUAGGGGACAUCUACUGUACUCACGUCUAAUAAAGGGCGUCUCCCAGAUCCUCAGAAAGUCCAAGCUGUGGUUGACAUGCCUAAACCUGAUGGAGUGCCUGCAGUACAGCGGUUUUUGGGUUUCGUCAACUAUUUGGCUAAGUUUCUGCCGCAUAUUUCGGAUGUACGCGAACCACUCCGUCGUCUUACUGAUAAGGAUGCAGUUCGGUGUUGGAUGCCGAAACAUGAUGCAGCCACUGAAAGCAUUAAAUAGCUGGUAAUGAGUCAUCCUGUACUUCGGUAUUAUGAUGUGAAAGAAGAGAUAACCAUACAGUGUGAUACCAGCGAUGUUGGGUGCUGUCCUUCUCCAAAGUGGGCAACCGGUGGCUUUUGCUACAAGAUCCUUGACUUCCAUAGAAAGCUUACAGUAUAUGUUCAAAUCGAAAAAAGAAUGCUUGGCUAUCGUAUUCUCUUGCGAGUGUUUUGACCCUCGCGAUCCAUGAUCCAUGGGAGACUGAAAGUUAAUGUUAGAACUGAUCAUAAACCAUUGGAAAUCAUCUUUAAGAAGUCACUAUUGAGUGCGCCAUCGUCUACAACGGAUGUUACUAAGAUUGCAAAAGUACAAAGAAAUGUACAUCGCAGAUACUCUUUCCAGGGCGAGCACAGACACACUGGCUGAUCAGAUCUUCAACGUGAGCCAGCAACCCAGCAGCAAUUUGAAUCAGCAGACGGCGUUUGAAGAACGUUACAGACAGCAGACGUCGGCAGAUAAGCAGCAGACCAUGCAAGAUACAGCUCUCCAAAUAUUGAAGUCCACCAUCUUAUCAGGCUGGCCAGAUACGAAGAAAAAAAUUCCAGAGAUCAUUCAGGAGUAUUGGAGUUAUAGGGACGAAUUAACAGCUCAGAAUGGAGUUCCAUUUAAGGGUUCCAAGAUCAUCAUUCCCCAGUCUAUGCGCCAAGAAAUGUUGGUCCGUAUACACGCCAAUCAUCUUGGAGCAGAAUCAUGCCUACGGAAAGCGAAAGAUAUUCUAUACUGGCUGAACAUGAGCUGGGAAAUACGAGACAUGGUUGGACAGUGUAACCCUUGUAAUGAGUACCAGCAAUCCCAACGCAAAGAGCCAUUAAUGACACGCGAGAUUCCUGAACGUCCUUGGAGUCGAGUAGCUAUGGACAUCUUCACUCUGGAAGUCCAAGAUUACCUGAUUACCGUUGACUUCUAUUCAGACUUUUGGGAAGUUGACAUUUUACCAGAUAUGACAUCAGCAACCAUCAUACAGCUAAGUAAGGUGCACUUUAGUCGUUAUGGUGUAACCGACGUGGUAGUAAGUGAUAAUGGUGGUCAGUUUGGAAGUGACGAAUUUAGAAGUUUUGCCCGUAUCUGGGAGUUUGAACACACCACCACUUCACCGUAUCACAGCCAAACCAACGGGAAAGUCGAAUCGGCAGUGAAAAUCGCGAAGAAUGUUAUAAAGAAAGAAGCUAAGAGUACACAGCCAGAAAUAUCACAGGCCUGUCGCAAGCUGUUGAUUUUACCGGCUUGCGGCAAGUUGUCAACAAGUCGCGACAGGUCUGUUGGUUUCGUCAGGCGGUAACAGGCUUGCGGGAACAGGUCUGUCGCAAGCUGUUGUCAACAGAGCCGUAGCGACUUGUUGAAACAACCCGCUACAAGCCUGUUACUAACAAGAGAUAACAGGUCUGAUAGAACAACUUGCAGCAAGUCUGUUGAAAUCAACAGGUCUGUUCCAACUUGUUCCAACAGACGUGUCGCGAGUUGUUUUUGUCAAGUCUGCAGCAAGUUUGUUAUCAGAACUGCGACAGACCUGUCCACAACAAACAAUUUUUGUCCUGUCACAACAAGUUUCAACAAGCCUGUUGUUGGGAAACAAAUCGAAAAUGUGAGUAAAGAGAAAAAUCGCACGAAGUGGACACGUCCGGCUUCACUUUCUCAUUCAAGGCAAUAUUAAAUCACAUGCAGAGGAGAUGAGGCUAUGUGCACACGGUAACGUUUUCGAGCGUUUCCACGCUAAAACGGAUGCAAACACUAUCAAUUUACAACAGAAGCUGUAGUUUAUUUAAUAUAUUGGAGAUAUAUUUUCCUUUGGAUCGUGUGAACAGGGUGUCAAAACGAUUAAAGGAAAAAAAGGUUUUGAAAACGCUGGAAAACGACGCCCGUGUGAACUUAACCUAAGUAUCUACUCUGUGAUUAAAUGCAAAAGCCGCUGUUUUUAACUUUUUAUAUUUUUAAAAAAUAAUUCCGAUUUCCAAAAUCCAAAUUCCAAUUUGCUGACGUGUGCUAUCGUUAUAUUUCUUUAAUCUGAUUGGAUAAAGGCGUGUGCACACGUCAUCAUUCCUCGUUGCAAUUGGACGAAAUAUUACAAACAUAUCAAUCACGUAAUCAUGUUUAGUUGUUUUUGAAUUUUGAGCCAAACAAAAUUUCAACAACUGCCUCAAACAAAAUCAAACAAGUUCAAAGCUGUUUUGAUUUUUGAAGAAACUGUGGCAAUGAGAAUACAAGAUCUAGAGCUUAAGAAAUGAAAAAUACAUGAGCAACCGAGUGUUCACUGCAACGUUCUUCAUUGUUCAAAUGAAUAUGAAAUUCGUUAUAUACAAUGAUUUCUUUCCAAUUUCAAGUGAAAUCAGCGAGCGAGGAAGACGCCUUAUUGAAGCUUUGUGUUAUUUUAUGUACUAUUUUGAAGAAAAAUAUGCAAGUAGGUUGUCAUAUUUCGGUCGUACUUCAAGACCAAUUAAUUUUGAAAAUUGUUUACGAUAAGAACCUUUCUUGAAUUUGUCGUAUUUUUUCGGCUAUUUUGCUCAAAAAUUAUCUCGCAAGUUUGUUUAUAAGUGUUCAUAUGAAAGUCUGGCUAUUUCACGAAACACUACAACCGAAAUAUGGCAACCUGUUUGGCCGUUUUUUGUUCAAAAUAGUGAAUACACAAGCUUCAUAAGGUGCUUUCCUCGGUUUGCAACAGGUCUGUCGCAAGUUGUUGAAAACAGCAUUGCUGCAGCUCUGUCAACAACUUGCGACAGGCCUGUUGAAAACAGCAUUGCUGCAGCUCUGUCACAACAGCUUCUAACAGACCUGUUGAAAACAGCAUUGCUGCAGCUCUGUCACAACAGCUUCUAACAGAACCUGUUGACAGGCCGUUGUGGACCUGUCAGAACAGACAGGUACAAGGCGAGCGAACGCAUCCAGAUAUCGGCUUGUUGACAACAGGAUUUAACAGAUCUGUUGCAGAUCUGUUCCGACUUGCGCGUUUCUGGCUGUGUAGUGGAUAUGAUGUCUGGAAAGCGAUCCAUGAUUGGCGGAACACCCCUACAGAGAACAUGGAUAGUUGCCUUGUACAACGUUUGAUGACCCGGUGAACUCGAACACUUUUACCAACAGCAAAUCGACUGCUGGAACCUCAGGUUGUUGAGGGGAUCAAAAUGAAGCGCCAGAAAGCAAAAUACUCCUAUGACAGGGGGUCAAGAGAAGUGGUAGAAUUGGUGAUCGGACAACCAGUGAGUGAGAGUAAAACCAUCGUCAUCCCAAAGAGGCAAGAGAUGGAAAUUGGGCACAUGUCUGCAACAAGUGGCUCCCCGUUCCUACAUUGUUGAUGUUGAUGAGCGUAAGCACCGGCGAAAUAGAAAAUUGCUCCGGAAGCAAGAACCUGACACUGAUACAGAUACUGAACCAGAUCACCCACCGGAUGUCCAGAUAGACCCAAGCGCAUCAGAGACAUCCGAAGAGCCGACAAUUACAGUAGACCAAUAACCCUUCAGCCACCAGUCAGAACCCAGGAAGAAAAUGCACCAACACAUCAAGAGGAGACAACUCCAAAUACACCAGGGAUAGUUGAGCCAAGGCGACAAACCAGAACUCGGUUUAUCAAGCAACCAGAACCAUUUAGAGACUAUGUUAUGUAAGUUUAUUUGAUCUUCUGAGUAGCGAGUUGUUCAAAGACGUUCAGCAAACAUUUGCUAUAAAAGAAAACCCUUGACCUGUGGGACAAAAAUUAAUAAUGAAUAAAUUAACCUUGUACAGUAUAAAUUAGCAUGUUGUUAUUCUAAUAUGGCGUCUGGCUAGAAACACUCCGAUCAUGCAUGCAGCAUGUACAGUAAUUGUCUCAUGCCGUCUUUAGGUCAGAACGAUAAAAACGCUCAAGCAAAGCAGAAGAAAAAGAAAAUGACAGAUGAAGAAAUUCUUUCUCGACUAAGUAAGAAUAUAUUUUAUAAGACUCACGAGUUCUAUCCAUAAAACCAUUAUAACAGUGUGAAAUUAAGUCUAUGAUUCAGAUAUUACAUUUACGUUGUUUGUUACCAGGAACAAUCGUCACAGUACGAGAUCCUAAAAAGAAGUACACAAAGUUUGUAAAAAUUGGUCAGGGGUAAGUAUGUACGGUAAUUCGCUUCUUCAUUAUGGGAAUUGAGUGUUAAUACUACUGUAUUGAAGUAGUCUGUUGUAUAUAGAAUUAGAAGGUUUAUUUACUUAUAAAAACCUAAAAGUGAGGACUAUAUGACGAUUGGAAUGAUCUUUUAAGAUGCAAGUUUGAAAUUGUUUAAUCUUAACCUUAUUAUUAGUUUUAUUGGACAUUAUAAUAUUACUUUUUAGAGCAUCGGGAACGGUUUACACCGCCAUAGACGUAGCUACCGGACACGAGGUACGAGAUAAUUUAUUAAUUUUCCCUGCUGAAUCAGGUCUUGUGAAGCCAUGUUGAGAAUCGCAAUUUCUAAUUGGAUUUACCUAUAUAUGACGAUGGAUUCUGGAGAAAAUAAUAUCAUUCAUAUUUUAGGUCGCUAUCAAACAAAUGAAUUUAUCACAACAACCGAAAAAGGUAACCUUAAUACCAAAAUUGGUAUUUGUCAAGAAUUACAGUAUGUAUUUCCUAUAUGAUGCUGAUGUGUCAACUAUUAUUUUUCAGGAACUUAUUAUCAAUGAAAUUCUUGUGAUGCGAGAAAACAAACAUGCGAAUAUUGUGAACUAUGUGGACAGUUACCUCGUGGGGGAAGAACUUUGGGUAGGAUACCAGUUGAAUUUAUUUUUAGUGCAAAGGUCAUGGGGCCUUUGCAGUGUUGUAAUGAAGUGCAAGUUGUGUUACCUUGCAGCAGAAUAGAAUUGUCUUCAACAGUGUGUUCAACAGCAUUACAAAACACGCCCAAAGCAUACUUUCUUCCCCGACAAAAUUAAGUGUUUUAUUAUAUAGCAAGUGUCAAAGUCUCAAUAAUUCACCUGGUAUUCACUAUCGGCAGACAGGCUGAAACUUUUGAAAAAAACUUUGCUUUGAACUUGCUGGUUGACGCGAGCAGGUUGCGUCUCACUUCCGGUUUUAUUAUUGACUGGUCAAUAAUUGUUGACCGGUUGCCCCCUCAUGAGCAUGCAGUGAACAUGACGUUUUGUAGACCGGCACGUGAUACGGUUUUGACCAAUGAAUCGGCAAACGCAGGAAAAUUGAAGUUUAUUGAACUUUGACACUUGCUAUAUAAUAAUAAAUGUUAUUCACACAAACUUUACAUGUCCGCGUAUGUAACCCGCCCCGAGAAUAAACUUAAUUGCCUAUAUAAGCUAUGUGUAUAUAUAUAUAUAUAUAUAUAUAUAUAUAAAUAUAUAUAUAUAAAUAAAUAUAUAUAAUGAUCCCAGGGCUUAUAUUUGUGGGUUCACUGUAUUGCUCAUCCUUACCUGUACAUGUGCAUGCAUGCAUGAUAACUUAUAACUGUGAAAAUAUUAAGUUUGUUCGUUCACUGCAACCAGGUCAAAGACUUUGCCUAGAAGCGUGGCAUAUAAAUAUGAGUCAUCAUGCUUUGAAUAGGGAUGACGGCGCCUAUUUGCCAGAAGAAUAUAUGCAUCUUCUUGGCAGGUGACGUCAUCCCUUGGGUAUUUAAGAAGCCACGAUCGCAGUUUCAGAUCACCCCUGAUGAAGACACUAGACUGGAGUGUCGAAACGUUGGGUCUUGAUUACAAUUCGACUGGGCUUUGUAAUCAUUUAUUUAAACCAGAGUAGCGAGCGAAACAUGUGUGAAAAUAUUGUUUGUAGGUUGUAAUGGACUAUCUUGCUGGUGGUUCACUUACAGAUGUUGUAACAGAAACAUGUAUGGACGAAGGACAAAUUGCUGCCGUAUGUAGAGAGGUAUGAAUACGUUCGUUCAAACCAUCAUAUAAUGUUUUAGGUAUACGCCUUGCAAAACUUGUGUGAAUAAAUAAACCACCUACUGAUGCUUCCUAAACUGGAACGAUUGAAACUAUACUGUAGAUCUACGAGUUAUCCAAAAUUUUAUUUGGUAUACAGUACCAUGAUGCGAAUACACCAAAGGUUCUCUCCAUGCUGUUGUAAUCUUCAGAAUCACCCUAAAUAUUUAGAAGUGUCCGAAGUUAUUAUUUAUCGUUGUUUUGUCUUGAAAUAUUAGACGUAUAUACAGUAUUGUCUAUAAUCACAUAUAUAUUCCACCACUGCUAUUAAUUUUCUCUAGUCAUCAUUUUAUUCAUGUGGUAAUUGUUUAUUUGUUUUCUCAUCUUCAAGGUUCUACAAGCAUUAGAAUUUCUCCACAGUAAUGGCGUUAUACACAGAGAUAUAAAAAGUGAUAAUAUUUUACUGGGAAUGGAUGGUAACGUUAAACUAAGUAAGUUUUGUAUAAAAUUGUUUUUAAUUAUUGUCGCAUAAGAGUUUUUACUUAAAUAUAAAAAAACACACUAUUACAGUAGCAGUACGUGGGUGCGUAUACUCUGUCUGUACUGUAUGUAAUGAGCGAGAACCUCAUCUUAAACAAAUUGAAUUUUAAUAAGUCUUUAAAUUCUUUGCAAAUAAUUCUGUGAAGUUUGUAUCUACA